Xyrichtys novacula (pearly razorfish) is the source of this 6725-nucleotide messenger RNA. The record is from the annotation of a GenBank genome assembly. Lineage: Eukaryota; Metazoa; Chordata; Actinopteri; Labriformes; Labridae.
AACACACAUGCUGACUAAUAUUUUCAAUAUUCUACAAAUAUUGACUGUGUUGAAUGGAAGGGGUUUUUUUUUAACCAGAGUGCCCAACAUGCAACCCUAAUCACAGAAAAUGUCAGGGAUAAUGUGAUAAUUUGUCUUAAACUCCUUAUACCGCCAGGAUCUCUCUCAUUUCGUCCCAACUAACCAUGCUUUUAUUUUGUACAGAAACUUCCGCCGGAAACAGUCAGACUUUUGUUUUGGAAAGCCGCUACCCAGCGGUCGCCAUUAUUCUCCCUGGCUUGACGGAGGCAAUAAGACGGUUUUUAUACUUUAAAUCUGAUAUUUUGGUGUAAAAACUGCAGCGUGUGUUUGUGCAGCUGACCGUGGGACUCAUGAAAUAGCUGCACGCGCUGAGCUCAGGAUGGAAAAACGUUCUUCGGGUAAGUUGCUGAGCUAGCGUUAGCAUGCUAGCUGUAUCUGCUGUGAAUGGAGUCAGAAUGAGAGGCAAUGUGAGCCAUCUGUUGCAGCAGACCGACUGUUUCCUCACAAUCACGGGUGAACACGCGAGGAGUUAUGUGGUUUGAGCGAUUUUGGCAGUAUUCGGCGGUUGGCUGAUAGACAACCGCAAGCAGGGACUGAACAAGCUCCCUGAUUAUAAAAGAAUCCAUCCUUCCCUCCGGAUGUCCUGGUGGGCCGCUACUUACUAUCAACUUUUAUUAUCCCAGCAGUCACUCUAGACCGACCACACGCUUCACUAAAGUUUUAAUCUAACCCAGUUGCCGUUUGGCGCUCAUUCUCUUCACGGCUGCUCGUGCACACGGUUUGAACUCCUCUGCAGCUCAUGAUCACAGCGGGUUGUUCUGAGCUCUGCAGCGCCCCCACAGCUGAUCCACACCACGGCUUCAAAGUAGAGGGUGCACUGUAGAGUAGUCUGGAUCAGAGUCUAGACAUCUGCGAGCAAAUCUGCACACAACAUAAAUCAGAGCGCAUAUAGACGCAAAUUUAAGGUAGUGAAGUGAGUACAUAACAUUGUUUUUUUUAAGCAGCAGCUGUAGAACAAUCUAAUAUGAAACUGCAGUUUCCUUAUUACUUCUGUAUCUUUUCAUAUCAUACUUCAGGUGGUACUGUUCUUACUCCUAAUAUGGGUGCAGACAUAUUUGCCAAAGUUUUGGACCAGAAAUGUAACAAUUUAAAGGGAUAUUCCGGCGUAACAUUAAGUUAGGGUCAAACACACCGCAACACCGAGUUAGACACCCCGUCAAGAGAUGAAUGUUGCCGACCGCCUGCUUCUCUAGUUAUACUAACUUUAGUAACGACCGCACAAUAGCAAUACAAAGAGCCACACACUCAAACAAAAAGCCACUCUAUAGGCACAAAUAAUGCUCAGAACAGCACCUAACUUCAUCAACAGUAAAUAUAGGGUCCCAGCCAUAGCACUAACCACCAAACAUCUUUUUAACUUUGCCUGAUUUCUUUGGCAAAGAGACUAAACACAACUCACCUAUUCUCUUCCAGCAGCCGCUUGUUUGUACAGAGACCUCCGGGCGAGUCCAUCUACUGCAGCGGGGUGACGCAGCUCAAGGAAGAACAUUUAUGAUCAUUACUUCAUCAUUUCCUUGAAGUAAUAAUCAUCAUAUUAAUCAUUUUGCACUGCAGACGCGGUAGUUCUUCUGCCUUAGCGUCUCAGUCUGAUUGCAUUUCCAUGAAGAAAUGAUCAUAAAUGUUCUUCCUUGAGCUGCGUCACCCCGUGGCUAGCACUGUGGCUAGGACCCUAUAUGUACUGUUGAUGAAGUUAGGUGCUGUUCUGAGCAUUACUUGUGGUAUUUUGGUUAAGGUUUGUUUAUGGCUCCUCAGACCGCUGUGUAUUGCUAUCGUGCGGUCAUUACUCAAGUUGGUAUAACUAGAGAAACAAGCAAUCGGCAACAUUCAUCUCUCGACGGGGUGUCUAACUCGGUGUUACAGUGUGUUUGACCCUAAAUUAAUUUUACGCCGGAAUAUCUCUUUAAGAUGGGACGGUUCUUACUACUAAUUUGGGUGCAGACACAUUUCCACAGUGAAUAGAAUAAUAUUAAAGAAUGGGUUUUUCUGCACAGGUGCUGGAGGUGCCAUCCCCCUGGCCUCCCUUCGCUUGAUGGCCUCCCCUCUGCAGCUGACUUACUCAUUCAUGUGGCAGGUCAUACGGCAGAGGAAGGUGAAGCUGUAUGGGAAAGUGGAGGAGUUUGUGACUAUGGUAACACAGACUGUCCCUGAGCUUAUGAACUUCAAGCAGACUGCCCAGCUCCUCCUGGGAUUGAGAGCAAGGGUGAGAUUUCAUCAUCAUCAACUCUGCUUCAUCAAACGUUAGAAUUUAUAACUCUAAAGUGAAGGCUCAGUUUCUUGUUCAAAGUCUGAUGAACACUUUUCUGUCUGUUAUUUCGAAACCCUUUCCAGACAGUUGAAUUUUUUACAUACCUCUGUCACAUGGAGCCUGUGAUGCGUGCCCUCUGGGUUUUUUAAAUUGCUUUUAUUCAAUUAGUUAUAUGUCUUUGUUCCUCAGGGUUGUUGAGCAUCAAAGUGGGGAUCAAACCUAAUGUUUAUUAACUCCAUAUGUUUCCUUAUACUGACUUUUGAAGUUAAAGCUAGUUUUUAUUGUCACACCAGAUAUUCUGGAAAGAAAAAUGAAAGCCUCUAUUUUCAAAAGUGUAACCAGGAUGUCAUUUUUCGCCUCAGAUCAUUUUGGAUUUGCUCCACAAAGAAGGUCAACCAGAUUCCAAGGCUAUCCAGACCCUUAUAAAUAAGUUGAAGGUGUCAGCAACCCUAGGGGUAAGGCUAGGUUUUUUUUUCUCUUCCAUUUUAAACACAGUUGUGCCAGCUUACAACACGGCUUUGGAUGGCUUCAGAAUUCCAUUUCAUAGUUUACUGAAGUUGUUGUUUUUCCUUUGUUGCAGAAAGACUCUGAAGUUGAAAAAUCUCAAACCAACUUUAUGGUGCUGGUCCAGAAUUUGCUUAAAAGUGCUGCUGAGAGGAAGAGAUUUUUCCAGGUAUCCACAUUUGCCUAAACAUGCCUUAAGACAACAGUGGGUGGGCAUCCCUCAAAGCAAAGUCUCCUGAUAAAGAUUUUAUUCAGGGACUUUGUCGCUGUACUGGAUCAUGACAUUUGCUCAAUAGAAUCAACAACUGUGCUUAUUUCUGUAUUGACCACCAGAUAUAGAGAUGACAUGUAGAUGUACAUACCAUUACUAAUUCAGAUGCAUUAGACACAUUGCAUUGGGUCAAUCAAGUGCAUUGGAAUCAAAAUGUCUCUCUCAGACAUGACAACUUGAAAGUCGCAUUGUCAUAACUCUUAUUUCCCCUCUUGUAGGAAGUUUUUCCAGUUCACUACGGCCCAAAGUUUGAUACAGCGCUGCAGGCCCUGACUGCAGGCCUGGUGUGCAAGCUGGAACAACUUCUCCCUGUUCCCAACCUGACCCAGGUAUGCAUACGAUCGCAUUUUGGCUUUUACUUAAUGAGCAGUCACAGCAGGUUAGACCUCUGGGUGGAGAUAUCCAGUGCUCUUAACCCAGCCGACCCUGCUCCAGGGGUAAAAUGUACAAGCCAGACACAACCUUUAUUUAUCGUUAUGAGGAGUCUUUUCUGGAGCUAAUGAUCAACACACAAAAGUUUCUAUGCAUAUGUUUAAGGCUGUGAUGAAUGUCUUUACACAAACAAGUAUUCCUUUAUCAAGCAUCUCUUUGGGAUCUAUUAGGAUUUUGUCUGAUCAUGCUACUUGUAUUUUCAAUAAACCACCUCCUUUCAAGAUAGAUUAAAUCAUGUUUCAAACUAUGAGUUUAAAUAAAAUCUUAACGGCAAACUCACCAACAUCUUGUUUGUGCCCUAGCUUGGUGCCAUGAUCUCAUCAGAGCCAGCUGUCUUGGAGGCGUGUGGAGGUUUCAUACCCACCCAUGGAGACCUGAAGACUCUCCUCUUGCACCAGCAGGCCAAAGGACUCCUUGGUGUCAAAGGUACAUAUGUUGUUUUUUAAACAUAUACCUAAACAGAAAAAAGAAAGUGUCAAAAGAAGUACUUUUAAAAUUUAAUUGGCAAAGCUUUUUCUCUUUGUGCAGCCACUAUUUCGUCCUCUGUGGGCGACUGUGUGCUUACUUCACUGGCCUUCAGGCCCAAACCAGUGGACCCACCACCACCACCUCCACCUCCUCCACUACCUCAAGAAUCACCAAAGCAAUCACAAGUCACCCUUAACCAAACAAGCCCAGCCUCUUACAGUGACACUGAAGACUUGGGAGUGAUGUCAGAUGACUCGGACAGCCCAGUAAUCCAUGCCACUGGACCACAGAGCGAAGAGCAUGAUGGUGAAAAAAGCGUAGGUGUCAGUCCCUCAAAGGAAAAGAGUGUAGACACAACACCUCAGAGUGACAAUUCACUGCAAGAGAAGAGCUCCACCCAGGAGCAGCCUGACUCAACUCAGAAAAGCAGCGAUGGUAGAACACCUGAUAAACCUGAAGCCCAACGUGUUCCAGAUUUGAAAUCGAUCCCUUUUCGGGUCGCCAAAGUACCGAUCAAAACUAUUCCAGCACAAAAACAGUCAGAUGGCCAAAAGCCUCAGACUCAACGAGUCACACUGCAUCAGUGGGUGUCUCAGAUCGCCACUAACUCGCUCUCCCUCCCUGCCCUGCCUCCACUCCCCCCACCUAGAUUUGACCUAAUUGAUGACACGAAGCCAAGCAUAAGAAGGAAGAAACAAAUCAGGCCUCCAUCUGACAGAUUCACCUGCAGCGUAUGCGAUAAGAGUUUCCCGUAUCAGUCCAAGCUAAUGGACCACGAGAGAAUCCACACAGGAGAGAAGCCGUUUGUUUGCACAGCAUGCAACAAGAGCUUCAGAACCCAGGCCUUCCUUAACAACCACCUGAAGACACACAGCACAGUGCGUCCGUAUGCAUGCGGCCAGUGCGGCAAGUGUUUCACCAAACUACAGAGCUUGACGAAGCACAUGCUGGCCCAUAGCGGCCAAAAGCCCUUCUACUGCGACAUCUGCAAUAAGGGCUUCACCCAAUCCACCUACUUCAAACGACACAUGGAGUGCCACACAAGCCAGAUGACGUUCCCAUGCAAGCACUGCAACAAAAGCUUCCCGACAGCUUUCAAGCUUUCCAACCACGAGCGCUGGCACACAAGAGAUCGCCCGCACAUGUGUGAGCGCUGCGGAAAGAGAUUCCUCGUCCCCAGCCUGUUGAAGCGACACAUGGGCUACCACAUAGGUGACCGACAGUAUCUCUGCUCCCAGUGCGGGAAGACCUUUGUCUACUUGUCUGACCUUAAGAGGCACCAGCAGGAUCACGUACCUAAAGCUAAGAUCCCCUGCCCGGUUUGCCAGAAGAAAUUCUCCAGCAAGUACUGCCUGAGGGUCCACUUGAGGAUCCACACCAGAGAGCGACCGUACCGCUGCUCUAUCUGCGAGAAGACCUUCACUCAGGUAGGAAACCUGAAGGUCCACAUCAGGUUACACACAAACGAGCGCCCGUACAGCUGCGAUGUGUGUGGGAAGACCUACAAGUUGGCGUCCCAUCUCAACGUCCACAAAAGGACUCACACUUGCAAAAAGCCCUGGACCUGCGAGACCUGUGGAAAGGGCUUCUCUGUCCCUGGCCUUCUGAAGAAGCACGAGCAGCUGCACACGAGGGAUGCUGACCCCGACUUCUCUGGUAAACGGAGACACAGGGGUAAACACAAGAAGCACUCCCUCAAGAAGAAGUACGACGAGGAAGAUGAAGGCAGCGAUGAUUAUUGAUCAAAUAAAAAUACACUUCAUGUUAAAUAAGGACACUCUCUGUAGAUGUUUUAGAGCUAAUGCUAAUAACAGCUGAUUACUGUCAUUGAAACAGCUAGUUUAAAAAGCUACUGCAUAAAUUACCCCAUAAAGAACCAUGCUAUUUAUGCAUUUUCAAGUUGAAUGAUUCAUUCAAUAGGGUAAGGCCACUAGUAUAGUUUGGGAUGUUAAAGAUGACUUAAUGAUGUUGGGUAUUUGUACCUGAUAAUCAAAUUUCCAUUCUUUUUGAACUACGAAAAUAGCCAAUCAGGUUGGAGCAUCAUUGCCGAUAAUUGCUGGUGUUUAUUCUCAUCAGGGCUGUUUUCUUACAUCUUAAUAAUGAGACAUGGUUGGUUGAAGCAACUGAGUUACCUUAAGCCAUACUGAGAUAUACAGAGCAGUAACAAUGUUUUUGAUCGGUUUUAUUGUUUAAUGGUUUGAAAGUGCUUUUCAGUAUGCUGUCUGAACAUAGCAUAAACAUUUAAGAGAGUAGCAUCAUGUAUACAGUACAGUUAUCCAACCAUUUUAAAGCAUGUAACUGUAGAUAGCUUGUCUGCCAUGUAAAACAUUGUAGUGUCACAUGGAAGCAUUUGAUAUAUGUUACUGUAUCUUUGUGGACAUCAUUGUGAUCCAAAUUUCUUUCUCAUAAACACCUUUUCUAUGUAACCCUGAAUUAUGACCUUUUCAUUUCCUUUAGAUUAAAUACUAUCACUUUUUUUUUAUUCAUCUUAGUUUACUCUUUAGAGAAGUGGUAGAUGGUAUGAUUUAGUACAUAAAACAGGUCAUUUUAAUUCAGAGAGAACACGAAACAUUUUUUAAACAUAAUGCAGUUAUGUGGUGAAGUUUAACUUGACUUUUUUUGUGAGUAGCAAUGUCUUGUGUAUACAGUCAGACACAUUGCCAUUCUCACCCCUUUUUAUUGUUUUUGGAUGUUAUUGACAAUAAAUGCACAUAGAAAAAAACU